AUGGAGUCGGAGAAAAUCAGCGAGGAGUUGAAUCCGAGUAGUACUAACUUGAGCAGCCAUGCGAGUUUGAGUGGAAAUGAGAAUGGGAUUGGGGAUUUCUCAAUGGAAAGUCAGAAUCUUCAGUGGGCUCAAGGGAAGGCGGGUGAGGAUCGAGACGUGGUUUCUGAUGAGCAUGGUUGGGUGUUUGUGGGGAUUUAUGAUGGGUUUAAUGGCCCUGAUGCUCCUAAUUAUUUGUUGUCGAAUCUUUACUCUGCUGUGCAUGAGGAUGAGGUUGGCUGCAUUGAUGGAGUUGAUAAGGAGAAUUGUACAGUGGAGAAUGUGUUGAGCAAGCAUUUGAGGAAUGAAAGUAAUGAGAUGGAUAAUAAGUGGGAGGAGAGUCAGAGGAGGAUUGGUUCAUUUACACCGAUCUACACAGCUACAAACCCCUCGGAUGUUCUCAAGGCUCUUUCGGAGGCAUUAGGAAAAACUGAGGAGGCCUAUUUGGAUGUUGCGAAUAAGGUGGUCACCGAAAAUCCUAAGUUGGCUCUGAUGGGGUCUUGUGUGCUGGUGAUGUUGAUGAAGGGAGAUGAUGUUUACUUGAUGAAUAUUGGGGAUAGUAGUGCGGUUUUAGCUCAGAAAGUAGAUCCCAAGAUCAAGCAAAACUUUGAAUGGAUUAAUAAGGAAACUUUAUGCAAGCGUCGAUCAUCUAGUGCUGAUGAGCUUUACAGUUUAAACAAUUUGACUUCGGUGCUGACAAUCGAUCACAGCACAAAUGUGAAAGAGGUAUUUUGA
Rosa chinensis is the source of this 771-nucleotide messenger RNA. RefSeq names its product probable protein phosphatase 2C 23. Gene Ontology annotation, molecular function: protein serine/threonine phosphatase activity. The coding region runs from base 1 to 771 and encodes 256 amino acids. The record is from RefSeq and is a predicted model, not a curated record. NCBI's taxonomy places the organism in Eukaryota, Viridiplantae, Streptophyta, Magnoliopsida, Rosales, Rosaceae. The transcript has 3 exons. Gene Ontology annotation, biological process: protein dephosphorylation.